AUGGAGGAGAAGCAGCGAAUUCAGAUUCCCCGGGUGAAACUGGGCAGUCGGGGAUUGGAGGUCUCUAGACUCUCUGGUGUCCUGAAUGCUCCUGUUUCCCAUAAAGCUGGAUGUUUACUCAUAAAGAGAGCAUUUGAGAAGGGUAUCACCUUCUUCGAUACAGCGGAUGUCUAUAGUAAUGAUCAUCACAGUGAGAUCAUGAUCGGAAAGGCUCUGAAGGAGCUUCCGCGAGAGCAGAUUCAGUUAGCGAUGAAAUUUGGCAUAGCAAGGAUGGCGGCGGGUCAAUUUGCCAUCAGAGGUACUCCUAAUUAUGUAAGAGAAUGCUGUGAAGGUAGUCUGAGGAGACUCGGGGUUGAUUACAUAGACUUGUACUAUCAGCACAGGGUGGACACCACAGUGGCGAUAGAGGAUACUAUGGGAGAACUCAAGAAGCUGGUGGAAGAAGGGAAGAUAAAGUACAUUGGUUUGUCAGAAGCAAGCAUCGAUACAAUAAAGAGAGCUCAUACCAUUCAUCCAAUCACAGCGGUGCAAAUGGAGUAUUCUCUGUGGACUCGCGAAAUUGAGGACGAAUUAAUUCCACUCUGCAGAGAACUUGGCAUUGGGAUAGUUGCAUAUAGCCCUCUAGGACAUGGGUUCUUUGGUGGGAAGGCGGCUGUUGAGAGCUUGCCUGCCGAGAGCCUGUUGGCUAUGCAUCCAAGAUUCACCGGGGAGAACUUAGAGAAGAACAAAGUUAUAUAUCGAAAAGUGGUUGAUCUCGCUGCAAAGCAUGGUUGCACUGCACCUCAACUCGCCCUGGCGUGGCUUCUUCAUCAGGAGAAUGAUGUUAUCCCAAUACCAGGGACCAGAAAAGCCGAGAACCUUGAAGACAAUAUUGGAUCAGUGGCAAUUAAGCUUAGCGAAGACGAGAUGAGAGAAAUUCGUGAUGUUGUGACCAGGAAUGAAGUAAGUUGUGAAAGAGAGAUGGAAGUAUUUACCAAGUAUACAUGGAGAUAUGCAAAUACCCCAGCAAGAUAAUGCGCGGCAUGGAUAAAAGACUGACCAUGGAUUUGCUCGAUGGAGGCGUUACUCCCUUGUUAUUUCCACUAUUUGUUGCGAGGAGAAUAUUGCAGUGAAAGUGUGACAUGGGUGGUCGUGAUAUCCGUAAUUUGGUCUUAUCAUAAGGAGCCUAAAAAAUCAUUAGAAUAAGUGAUGUAGUCUUCGAGCUUCUUGCGGUAGAAACUGCAGCGUAUGCCUGAAUGUUGGGAUUCAACAAGCAGAGGCGUUCUGUAUUAAGGUGGAGAUGCUUGGCAUGUG
Syzygium oleosum is the source of this 1293-nucleotide messenger RNA. Its product is annotated as perakine reductase-like. The record is from RefSeq and is a predicted model, not a curated record. Gene Ontology annotation, cellular component: cytoplasm. The transcript is spliced from 7 exons. Bases 1 to 1014 code for a protein of 337 amino acids. NCBI's taxonomy places the organism in Eukaryota, Viridiplantae, Streptophyta, Magnoliopsida, Myrtales, Myrtaceae.